AUGUUACAGCAGCUCCAACAACAACAGGCAGUAACAAACCCGGUUCUCCAGCAACAGCAGCAGAGUUUUCUGCAACAGCAGGAAGCGUUUUUCCAGAGCGCGAUGUCAUCAGUCGACGUCAGUGUUCCUCCCAACUCAGAAGUCAUUUUGGAAUCACCAGCUGGUAUUAUUAAGGAGUUCCAGUUCGAUCCUGAGAACCAGUGUACCUUUGUCGCCUGGUUAGCCCACUACGAGGACGUUUUCUCCAAGGAUGCACAAAGACUGAACGACACUACAAACGUCAGAUUGCUUCUGCGACGUCUAGGAGCCAAAGAACAUUAUCGGUACAUGAGCUACAUACUGCCAAAGACGCCCAAUGAUUGCAAGUUCGACGUCACGAUCCAAAAGCUUACAACGUUGUCCGGAACGACUGAAUUAACAGUAAAGAAACGGUACAGUACCCUCAUCAUCACUAAAGCCCCGACCAAAGACUACAUCACUUUGACUUUUGAAUGCCGGGUAAACGAAAAGCGCGUAGAAUUUGAACUGGCGAAGAUGUCCGAGCAACAAUUCAAGUGCCUCAUGUUUGUUUGCGGCAUGAAGGGAGAGCGCUAUACCGAUGUGCGCGCUAGGCUGUUGGCGAAAAUAGAAAGCAACGAUAACGUCAUCCUGGAGGCGAUGAUCGAAGAAUGUCAGCAGCUGAUUGAUUUAAAAAAUGAUACGGCGAUGAUAGAAGGUCCAUCAGAUCAGGUGCAAGCAAUCAAGAAAGGUGCACAGUAUCUUAACAAGUUCCAGAAGCGAUCGAGAGACCGGUGGAAUCAUUUGCCAUAA
Sabethes cyaneus is the source of this 810-nucleotide messenger RNA. RefSeq lists its product as uncharacterized. NCBI's taxonomy places the organism in Eukaryota, Metazoa, Arthropoda, Insecta, Diptera, Culicidae. The coding region runs from base 1 to 810 and encodes 269 amino acids. The transcript has a single exon. The record is from RefSeq and is a predicted model, not a curated record.